CGGGGGGGCGCGGCUAGCGGCUGCGCAGGGACAACCGCCCGGUUGGCGCUGAGCGGUGCUGCGAGCUUGUGAGGUGUCCUCGGCCUGACCCGGCGGCUCCGGUCCCCCGCGAUGUCGGGGACGGAGCCGGGCAGCUCGCCUCUCUGAUUGGGUCUCAGCACGGACGGCACGGAGGGAGGCCAUGGCGGAGUCCUGCGAGCCCGGGCGGCGGGCGUCCGCGGGCGGCGGGAGCUUGGAGGAGGACGACGACGAAGAGCGGGAGCCGCUGCUGCCGCGGAUCGCCUGGGCCCAGCCACCUAAGGGCGCCCCAGGGAGCGCCGUCAGGCUCGUGGAGGCUGCCGGCGAGGAGGGCUCGGCCUGCCCUCCCGAGGCUGGAGACGAGGAACUGCUGCUCUCGUCCCGGGACGCGCCCUGCGGCUCCUCCCGGGGCGUGAGGGUCCUCCGAAGCUCGCCCACCAACCCGAACCGGAAACGCCCCCUGGGUGCAGCAUUGAAUACAUUCCUGGAUGAUCCUGAAUUUGCUGAUGUUAUAUUGAAAGCAGAGCAAGCAAUAGAAUUUGGAGUUUUUCCAGAAAGAAUCUCUCAAGGUUCAAGUGGAAGUUACUUUGUGAAGGAUCCUAAGAGGAAAAUUAUCGGUGUAUUUAAACCCAAAUCAGAAGAGCCUUACGGUCAGCUGAAUCCAAAAUGGACCAAAUAUGUUCAUAAAGUCUGCUGCCCUUGCUGCUUCGGAAGAGGCUGCCUGCUGCCUAAUCAGGGAUACCUUUCUGAAGCUGGCGCCUCCCUUGUGGACGAAAAGCUGCAUCUGGGUAUCGUACCUAAAACAAAGGUGGUUUGGCUUGUCAGUGAGACAUUUAACUACAGUGCAAUUGACCGUGCAAAAUCUAGAGGCAAAAAGUAUGCCUUAGAGAAAGUGCCAAAAGUAGGUAGAAAAUUCCAUCGGAUAGGACUCCCUCCUAAGAUUGGUUCCUUUCAGUUAUUUGUUGAAGGUUACAAGGAGGCUGAAUAUUGGCUUAGAAAAUUCGAAGCUGACCCUUUGCCUGAGAAUAUUAGAAAACAAUUUCAGUCACAGUUUGAAAGAUUGGUUAUUUUGGAUUACAUCAUCAGAAAUACAGACAGGGGAAAUGAUAAUUGGUUAAUCAAAUAUGAAAAGCAGCAACAGGGAAAGGAAGUUAAGGAAACGGAAUGGAUUGAUGACAAAGAAUCACUUAUUAAAAUAGCUGCAAUUGAUAAUGGUCUGGCAUUUCCUUUCAAGCAUCCUGAUGAGUGGAGAGCCUAUCCAUUUCAUUGGGCUUGGCUUCCUCAAGCAAAAGUUCCUUUUUCUGAAGAAAUAAGAAACUUGAUUCUACCAUAUAUUUCUGACAUGAACUUCGUGCAAGAUUUAUGUGAAGAUCUUCAUGAACUUUUUAAGACUGACAGAAGAUUUAACAAAGUUACCUUUGAAAAUCAGAUGUCUGUGAUGAGGGGUCAGAUCUUAAACCUUACUCAGGCGCUGAAGGAUGGGAAGAGUCCCGUCCAGCUGGUGCAGAUGCCGUGUGUGGUCGUGGAGCGCAGCCAGGGCCGGGGCCAGGGCCGCGUGGUCCACCUGAGCAGCUCCUUCACCCAGACGGUCCACUGCAGGAAGCCGUUUUUCUCCUCGUGGUAGCGGGUGUGCGAGGAAGAGAAACAGACCGUUGGCAUUAUGACAUUGUUAAAACAUGACCACAUUGCGAAUCUGCUGUUAAGAUCUCGGGUUGCCAAAACCUCAAAUAAUGUAAGUCUUGAAAAGGUUAUCUGUUGAAUGUAAUCAAAAGUUUACAGUUUUUCUGUCCAAAUAUUCAAUUUCUGUUUCAGGGAAGAAGUGAAAUAUCUCCUAAAUUGUAUUUUUGUAGAAAAUUUUUAUUUUAUGUUGUUUUGUUAGUUGAAAAGGUAAUUUCAUGGUUUACACAUUCUGAGGUGACUGUAAUUACUUUAGAAUUCCAAAUAGAAAAGUAAGGUAUUUGUUGACUCUGAAUAACUUUUUAUAUUCUUUAUAAACAUUGAGGGACGUUUGUGUUCAAUCUUCUUACGUUAUAAAAGGCCUUCGAGGGUGAAACUGCUCUUGUGAACUUUAAUAGAGCGGUUAAUAGAAAAACUGGUAAGAAUAGAGUAAUGUUGCCUUAAUUUAAAAAGCUGCUAUUUUAGAACUUGAGUAAUUGCCCCUAAAGUGACCAUUGUUAGGGAAUGGAAAAUUAUAUUUUGGUUAAGUAACAGGUAACCAUUUUGUUUUCUGUGCUUCAGAAUAUUUUUGGCCAAUUAUUUUGUUAAAGCGAGGGAAUAAAUCUAAAGAUAUUCUCCCUUUUUAGAAAAUGGAGGCACUCAGCUGAGACUGGAGGGGUAUAAUACGAAAUUAGAGUAGAUCGCCAAUAUUUUGAAAUUCCACCAUAGCACUGAAAGUCCCUUUUGUUUCUUCCGUGGAAUCAGUUACCUAAUCACUUAGUACUUUAGAUUACUGAUCUUUGUGGAGUGCUUCAGUGAGGAUUGACUUCCCUGAAGAGUAAACCGUACCUCAAAGUGUAUAUCGGAUUGCAUUUUGGGGUCCUAAGGCAUAAGUCCUUGAAAAUAACAGUAGUAUUUUACGGUAUUGAAGUUACCUAUGUUAAUAUAAUUACGGUCAACUGUAAAACAUCAGCCCUACUAACGGGGAACGUGACACAGACAACCAUAAAGUCAUUUCGAUAUGAUUUGGAGUAUCAGUAUGGCCGCCACGCUAGGGUUUUGUAGCACCUCGAACUCCCCGGUGAUUUAACGUGAGAGGAGCCCAGUAUGAAGAUGGAAUUCUGCGGAACCGGAAGCUCCAUCCUCUUCCCCGGGCCCCAAACAAGUAACACCACCACCCAAACUAAACUGGCAAUUUGUGCUCUGGGCCUUUUGGGGGUUUUUUAGCUGUCUCAUGAAUUUUUCUUUAAUUAAGUAUUUUUGUGUAAAAAACGUUUCCUGAAGGCUCAGUGAAGACCGAAGACAAAUGGGCAGACCCCCCUCCCCUCGCCCCCCUGCCUCGGUCUGCCUGGUCUGUGUGGCUGUGGGGAGUGAGAUCCCGCAGCCUCCGGGAGCGCUCGCCGUGCACCCGUGCCCUCCCGCCUCCCCGGCCUUCCGUGACCGUGACCGAGAUGCUGGGAUCAUGGGAACUUGACUGUAAAUUCAAAACCCAACCCCUGUCAUUAGAGAAAUACUAGGAAUUAAAAUGUGCCUUUUGAACAUGUGUUCUUGAAUAAGUUGUUAUGAUGUGGGUACUGCUUUCAUAAAACAGGUUUUUUCUGUAUUUUGAGAAUUGCUAUAUUAGUUUUUAUAAUGGAAAACUUAGUAAAUUCCUACUGUUUUAUAUCCUGAAUUUGUUAAAAUAGUAUGGAAAUAUUUUUAAAUGGCCUGGCCAGGGUGGAAGAGUAAAGUUGAAAUAUUUAAGAUGUGAUCAUAAGUCAACGCACAUUGGUUAUUUUUGUAGAUUUUCAUGAACUUGACUCUUAUUUAAAUAUUGUGUUAAUUUUUUGAAUGAGUAUAUUUAUAGUUUCAAACUUGGUAGACUAAAGGUAAUAAAAAUCACUGUCUUAAGGUCACAGUUCUCCUGAAGUAUGUAUAUUGAAUAUUUAGAAUGUUUGUGAGCACAUUUAUGUUUACAAAUGACGCUAAACCACCAUCUUCCUUGCAUCUUCAAAAUUCCAAAAGCCACAUGUAACUGGAACCUUUAUAAUUGGAGACAUUUUAAUUUUGUUUGUGUGCUCCCCAAAUUUGUCAUCACUCGGAGGCUGUGGAAAACCUGUGGGAGGUUUUUUAAAACUUGAAAACAAUUGGAGUCACAAAGGUUUUUUUUAAAUUUUGUACUGACGGAAUUAAAACCUUAUUAAAAACA
Molecule: messenger RNA, 3862 nt
Organism: Suricata suricatta (meerkat)
Lineage: Eukaryota; Metazoa; Chordata; Mammalia; Carnivora; Herpestidae
Gene: PI4K2B
Product: phosphatidylinositol 4-kinase type 2 beta
Exons: 10
Coding region: 182-1642 (486 amino acids)
Biological process (GO): Golgi organization; endosome organization; phosphatidylinositol phosphate biosynthetic process
Cellular component (GO): endosome; trans-Golgi network; plasma membrane
Molecular function (GO): 1-phosphatidylinositol 4-kinase activity
Source: RefSeq, a predicted model, not a curated record